CCCGCCUCCCCCCCGGAAGUGGUUCCUUGGGAAGAUGGCGGCCGUGUCAGUGUAUCAACCUGCGGUUGGAGGUUUCUGUUUCGAUAACUGUCGCAGAAAUGCCAUCUUGGAAGCCGAUUUUGCAAAGAAAGGUUAUAAGCUUCCAGCGGCCCGGAAAACUGGGACGACCAUCGCGGGGGUGGUCUAUAAGGAUGGCAUUGUUCUUGGAGCAGAUACAAGGGCAACUGAAGGGAUGGUUGUUGCUGACAAGAACUGUUCAAAAAUACACUUCAUAUCUCCUAACAUUUAUUGUUGUGGUGCUGGGACAGCUGCAGAUACAGACAUGACAACCCAGCUCAUUUCUUCCAACUUGGAACUCCAUUCCCUCUCUACUGGCCGCCUUCCCAGAGUUGUGACGGCCAAUCGAAUGCUGAAGCAGAUGCUUUUCAGGUAUCAAGGUUACAUUGGUGCAGCCCUAGUUUUAGGGGGAGUAGAUGUUACCGGACCUCACCUCUACAGCAUCUAUCCCCACGGAUCCACGGAUAAGUUGCCUUACGUCACCAUGGGUUCUGGCUCCUUGGCAGCAAUGGCUGUGUUUGAAGAUAAGUUUAGGCCAGAUAUGGAGGAGGAAGAAGCCAAGAAGCUGGUGAGUGAAGCCAUCGCAGCCGGCAUCUUCAAUGACCUGGGGUCUGGAAGUAACAUUGAUCUCUGUGUCAUCAGCAAGGCCAAGUUGGACUUUCUCCGUCCAUACUCAGUGCCCAACAAGAAGGGGACCAGGUUUGGCCGGUACAGGUGUGAGAAAGGGACCACUGCCGUGCUCACCGAGAAGGUCACUACCCUGGAAAUCGAGGUGCUAGAAGAGACAGUCCAAACCAUGGACACGUCCUGAGGGUGCGGUGAGGGCGGGCUGCCGCUGUGGACGCCGCGGGCAUCCGAGGCUCCCCUGUGUUUCCUGAAUGAAACAAUAAAAACCGUAAACCAACCGAGUG
Messenger RNA from Talpa occidentalis (Iberian mole), 968 nucleotides. It is a transcript of the gene PSMB7, whose product is annotated as proteasome 20S subunit beta 7. The coding region runs from base 35 to 868 and encodes 277 amino acids. Lineage: Eukaryota; Metazoa; Chordata; Mammalia; Eulipotyphla; Talpidae. The record is from RefSeq and is a predicted model, not a curated record. Gene Ontology annotation, molecular function: threonine-type endopeptidase activity. Gene Ontology annotation, cellular component: proteasome core complex. The transcript is spliced from 8 exons.